Molecule: messenger RNA, 642 nt
Organism: Episyrphus balteatus (marmalade hoverfly)
Lineage: Eukaryota; Metazoa; Arthropoda; Insecta; Diptera; Syrphidae
Product: protein D2-like
Exons: 2
Coding region: 1-642 (213 amino acids)
Source: RefSeq, a predicted model, not a curated record
AUGAACAGAAUUGUUGUCUUUCUCUUGGUAGUUACUACUUCCAAAGUAUGCUUAUCUCAAGAAAGUGAAUCUGACAUAACAAAGGCAUUAAAAGAAUAUAAGGUUAUACCCGAUGUGAUUAACGAAGAUGUACCAGAGACAUUACAGGUAGUUUUUAAUAGCGGAGCAAUUGUUGACAAAGGAAACAUAAUCUUACCCUCUCAAGCCAAAGAUCAACCCUUUGUAGAUUGGAAUGCUGAUGAAAAUGCCUUCUAUACAAUUAUGUGUGUUGAUCCUGAUGCACCUUAUCCUGAAGAUCCAUUUUUAGGCCAACUAAAUACAUGGACAAUUGGAAAUAUUCCUGGCAAAAAUAUUCUUGCAGGAGAUGUUCUUUUCGAAUAUAUAGGAUCUGCACCACCAAAAGGUGCAGAUUUAAAUCGAUACAUAUUCCUGCUUUAUAAACAAUUGGGAAGGAUUGAAUUUGAUGAAACAUAUGUUAGUGACACUUCGAUUGAAGGACGAGCUCAAUUUUCAGCAAAUUCGUUUGCUGAGAAAUAUAAUUUAAGUCUUGUAGCAGCAAAUUUUUAUCGUUCCGAGUAUGAUGAAUAUGUUGAUGAUCUUUAUAGAAAAUUAAACUGUUGUUUUGAAUAUAAUAAAGAAUAA